UUCAUCGUCUGCCUUUCAUUCAUUGCUAUCAUCUCCUUCAUAUUUUUCAUUUCUCACAAACACACUAAUUAAUGGAGAUGAAGAACGAGAAUGAAAGUGUGAGUGUGAGUAAGAAUGAGAGUGUGAGCGAGAAUGAGAAUGAGAGUCAUGACAAGUCGGUGCAACAGAUUCAACAUCCUUUUCAUAAGGAACAUCCCUUGGUGUUAGUGGCAGAGCAAAGCAAUGAAGGUCUCAAAGCUUACUGCGAUGGAUGUGGGGAACUGCUUUCAGGUCCAUGCUUCACUUGUUUUCAUUGCAAUUAUCACCUUCACAAGCAAUGUGCAGAGGCACCCCUUGAAAUUCCUAAUCACCGUCUCCAUCCCAAGCACUCAUACGCAGGAUUUUUUCUUCGACAAAAGCCAUGCCUUUAUGAUGACCUGGUAUAUGGUUGUGCAUUAUGCAAGGAAAAACGUAACAUGUUUUUUUAUGAAUGUAAUGAUUGUUUUUUUUCAUUGACAUUAAAUGUGCUCAAUUAUCUUCUUCAUUUAAGUUUAGCCAACCAUCCAAACAUGACAUCCACCAACAUCCAUUAA
Messenger RNA from Gossypium raimondii (Peruvian cotton), 572 nucleotides. RefSeq lists its product as uncharacterized. The transcript has a single exon. The record is from RefSeq and is a predicted model, not a curated record. Bases 72 to 572 code for a protein of 166 amino acids. Lineage: Eukaryota; Viridiplantae; Streptophyta; Magnoliopsida; Malvales; Malvaceae.